Molecule: messenger RNA, 1099 nt
Organism: Theobroma umbraticum
Lineage: Eukaryota; Viridiplantae; Streptophyta; Magnoliopsida; Malvales; Malvaceae
Source: RefSeq, a predicted model, not a curated record
UACGGCAACGAAACAAGAUGCAUGCUCCAUUAUUUCCAUAUACUCAAUCACAAGAACUACUAUUCGGGUAGCUCUUAAUGUUUUGGUCCGGUGUAGUCAUUAGUCCCAACCACACCCAAUAUUUUUCUAAAAGGAAAGCAGCCUCUGAUUCAUGAACCUAUCACAAAGCUUCUACUUGUUCAAGUUUCUACUGUUAUUUUCUCCAGAAGAGGGAAGUUUUCUGCUGCUGCGUUUACUGAAAGGUGCUUCAAGAUUUCAUCACAGAAAAUGUUAACGACCGGAUCAUCAACGGUUCUUCCUUGCAAAGUUAAGUGCCUUCAUCAGGAGUACUCCUUAUGCAGAUCUCAACCUGCCAUACUUAAAACUGGUCUUUUCUUGGCCAUCUCAAACCAAAAGGAUGAACAGCUUUCUCUGAGGAACCAAACCUCGCCGUCACCACUCGGCACCGGCGGCCUUGGAAUCCAGACUAACAGAAACAGCAGGAAGAUGAACAAUAUGGUUGUCUGCUGCAGUUUGGAACCAGGGCCAGCUACACCAUUUCCUUUUAAUCUUAUUCCGGCGGGUACCAACUGGCAAUUCUGGAUUCUGGGAGUUAUCAUAUCAGUAUUGCUACCCUUUACGACCAGCAAAUGGGGACCACUGUUAAAACUGAAGAAUGAGGCUGACAACAUGAUGGAGGCAGCUGAGCGUAUAACGGAUGUUGUCGAAGAAGUGGCUGAGAAAGUGGAGAAGAUAGCAGAUGAGGUUGGUGAUCGGCUGCCGGAAGGUGGAAAACUUCAAGCUACUCUUCAAUUGGUUGAAGAUUUAGCAGAAGAAACAGCUGAGAACGCACGUCGUGCAGGAGAUCUCAUUGAUAAGGUGCAAGAAAUGGAAGACAAGAUGGAAUCAUACAUGGAAUCACUCGACGCUAAAUCAGUCGACGAUAAAGGCGCCGAGAAUACCAAGGAAGCCUAGGCUCACAACGUGGCAAGAAACAACUCCUUUAGAAAGUAACUAGGAGAAGUCAAUGUAUCUUAUCAACAGUAAAUUUUUUAAUGGACAAUGUCCUCGUUACAUAAGUUGAAUUUAUUGGCUUUUCAUUUGAUUUUUUCCGCAUUAA